AUGGAUUUACCUGCAAUUUUCGAUCAAAUUGUAGAUAAUCAAAAUUAUGAAAGUAGCGGUUUGUUAUUUCAUCCAACUAGCUAUACUACAGCUAAAAAAAUUAUGACUAAAGGAAUUAACAUCAAUCAUCCAGAUAAUCUAUUCCAUGAUUUUAGUCCUGCAGAUGUUUUCGGAUUCUAUGUAACCGGGAAUAUGGAUGAUGCCAUUCGAUUUGCCGUAAGAAAUUUUCAUAAUGCCGCUAUUAUUGAAUAUCAUGUCCCCAAACAAAUGUUAUGCCAUUUUAACUACAAAUAUUUUCAUCGUGGCGAAUAUGAAGAUUGGAUUGAAUUUACCGAGUUAUGUCGGCAAAAUAAAGGUGAUCAUUCGUAUGAUAUUGUUGAAGGUCCUUGCCGUUCGAAACACCGUGGAUGCCGUCUGUACUGUAAACCUGCUAGUCAUCAAAUAGCCAUUUUAUCUGAUAUUGUGGCUAAGAUUUUUGACUCUAAUCAAUCAAGGCUUCUUAAAUUAGGCAAAUAUGGGGACGAUAAUUAUGAUUCUGAUAAUAAUAGCGAUAGUGAUUCUAGCGACUCUAUCGAUGAUGAAAAUAAUCACUGUGAUAGAAAGCGUUAGAGCAUUAGUAAACAAUCAGAGCAUGAAAUUUCA
Molecule: messenger RNA, 642 nt
Organism: Trichoplax adhaerens
Lineage: Eukaryota; Metazoa; Placozoa; Uniplacotomia; Trichoplacea; Trichoplacidae
Exons: 2
Coding region: 1-609 (202 amino acids)
Source: RefSeq, a predicted model, not a curated record